Messenger RNA from Scheffersomyces coipomensis, 4382 nucleotides. RefSeq lists its product as uncharacterized. Gene Ontology annotation, cellular component: spindle microtubule; mitotic spindle midzone; mitotic spindle. The transcript has a single exon. The record is from RefSeq and is a predicted model, not a curated record. Gene Ontology annotation, biological process: astral microtubule depolymerization; mitotic spindle assembly. Lineage: Eukaryota; Fungi; Ascomycota; Pichiomycetes; Serinales; Debaryomycetaceae. The coding region runs from base 174 to 4346 and encodes 1390 amino acids. Gene Ontology annotation, molecular function: microtubule binding.
UUUAUUUAGCAGUUUCAGAAAAUGUAAACAAAAAAAAAUCUGUGUACGCGCAGAAAAGAGCCUUUAUUUACAAAUUCGAAUUAUGUAUAUAUAUAAACAGGUAUUUACAACCAAAUCAUUCGAAUCAAAGGACCAUCACCAUCGACAGCUAGAUAUAGAACAACGAACGAACAAUGCUGCUGCUCUCACCUACUUUUGCUGAUGAGUUUUUCCAAAGCAUGGCAUCAAAGGAAAGUGAUGCAUCCACCAAGUUAAAUUUGGUUAAUCAACUCAAGACUCACAUCAAGAAAGAUUGUGUUGAUUUGAAUCAAGUUCCUAAAUAUAUUGAGGCAUUAUCGAUUGCAGUGGAUAUACCUGACCUUGGUAUACUGGCCAGUGGAUUCAGUGCUCUUUCCCAUCUUAUUAAAAGAGUCAGCAUGCAAGAUAAAUCAGGUAAUGUGUUAAGAAGUCAAAGUUUCCUUGUAUUACCAAUCAUAAUUAAUCGAUUAGGGGAUUCUAAAUCAUCAACUGUCUCAUCAGCCAGAAAGGCCCUAGAAGCAUAUUGGUUUUCUGCUCCAAAUGAAGUGGAUGACUCUAUAAUAGAUGUUGCAUUCAAACAUAGAAAUACUAGAAUAAUAAUAGAAUCGAUAAACUGGUUAAAUCAUAUCAUCAUGAAUAUUAAUCAACAUUUUAAACUUAACAGAUUUAUCACUCAUAUUGCUAAGAUUCUUGCCUCAAGUAGUAAUUCCCAAGAUUUAAUUGAUUCAAUUCAAUUAUUGUUGACUAACUAUUAUAACUUGAAACAAAAUAGAUUAUAUAAAUUUGAUUUAGCAAGAGAAUUAGAAAUUCAAAAUGUUUCACAAUAUUUAAAAGAUUCAAUCAUGAAUGGGAUAACAGGAAUAGAUAAUAACUCACAAGCUUUUGUCCUGUCGGGAACUACUAAGGUGGUUAUCAAUGCCGAUAAUGAAUCAAAUCGUCCUCCAACAAUUGUUCAUGAAACCGAUCCUGUUAAUAGUCAUCCAAAAGUUAGAAUACAAGAGAAACACCGUGUACCUACAAUACAAACAAGAGUAAGAAGCUCAAGUCCAAUAAUAAAUCAUUUACCACAGUUAAGUACUUCUACUGGUGUCCGCUCCCGUACAAAUAGCCCUGCGUUGGGAUCACAAGACGAAGUCCCUCAACAACAAUUUGAAGUUUUCUCUCCUGACUCAGAUCAAGAAUUUAUUGAAGUAUUGAAGAAGGUUAAUUAUCAAAUAGAUUCAAGCAUACCCGCUAUAAAUUUGGAAAAUCCAGAUUUUAUCUAUGGAAUAAUCAAUGAAAUGACUCCUAUUUUCAAUGGUAAAGAAACUGAACAGAAUUGGGGUGAUCGUGAAAAGAUAAUUAUAAAGUUCAGAUCGAUCAUUCGUGGAAAUAGUUCAAUUGAUUUUAAGCAAGAUUUAAUCACAUGUUUGAAAGAAUGUGCUGAAGGUAUCUGUAAAGCGAUCAGUUCAUUAAGAACCACCUUAAGCGCUCAUGGAUGUCAAUUAAUAAAGGAAUCAGUCAUUGUUCUAAAAUCAAGUUUUGAUCCGUUGAUUGAUUCAUAUUUACCAACUUUUAUAAGGUUAAGUUCAAGUACAAAGAAUAUUGCUUCAACUAAUGCAAAUAUGGCAAUUUGUGCAAUAUUCGCCAAUGCUUCAUAUAACUCUCGGUUAUUACAAAGAAUUCAAUCAAGCUCAAUCGAUAAAAGUAUUCACCCUCGUGCUUAUUCGUGUAUUUGGUUACAGCUCAUGAUAUUAAGAUUUCACGAUAAUCAAUCAUUUAUAAACAAUGCAUUGGAAGUUUGUAAUAGAAUGCUAUUAAAAAUAAUGGCGGAUCCUAAUCCAAAUGUCAGACUGGCUUCUAAAGACUUAUUUUGGUGUUAUUGGGGUAAAUUUCCUGAUCAAGCUGAGAACUUAUUAGCUAAAUCAGAGCCAAAUAUCGUUAAAGCAAUUGAAAGAUCAAAACCUAAGGCAAAUAUUAAAACUCCAACAUCUCUCGCUGUAAAGAAAGCUAGACCUUCUUUGAAAGAAACUAUCAUAGAAAGAAAUAAAGAAUUAAAAAUCAAACAACGAGAAAAUUCACGUCCUUCUUCAAGGGCCAAUUCAAAUAAUAGUAUUAAUAACGUUGAAUUCCAUAGAAAGCCUGAUAUUCCCCAUUUCAGUAAACCUACGUCAUCAUUUAUUUCUUCCAGUAUCGCUGCUUCUAGUGCAGUGAAAGCUUUAUCUUCACCAAUAAUUUCUAUUCCAGUUCCACAAUCAAGACCAAUUAGUAAAGAAGUUGAAGUCGCAGAGGUCAGACCAACUCAUGAGAGAGCAGAAGUUAGUAUUUUUGAUAAACAAAGUGAUCCAAUACUUAAGUUUUUAUCUUCCAAUCAAUUGGAUUUAAUCAGCGAAGGAAUAAACUUGUUAAAAUAUGCUAUUAUGGGUGAAGAAGAUUUAUCUAAUGAAGUUAGUCAUUUAUUACAAAAGAUUUCGUUACGUCAACCAAAAUUAUUAGAGCCAUUGAUUCUUUCUAAUGAUGAUUUGUUUAAAAAGACAUUUCAAUUCUUUAAUUGUGACGAUUUUAUCAGAAUUUGUGGUAUUUUAAUUAAUCCCAUGGAUGAAAGAAUCAUAAAUUUAAUAUUAUCCAUAAUUGAUAUUGAUCCAAUAUUUGAAUCAAUUAUUAAAUUAUUGUCUUACACUAUAAAUACAUCCAAUAUUCUUGGUGAUGAUGAACUUAUGAUGCAAAUAAUUCAGUGCAAACAUACAUUGACGCAUUCUUUGUUAGGGUUCUUAUUCACCGGUCUUGAUAAAAUCCCAAUAAGUGAUAGUUAUUACCUGAAACUUACAUCUACAUUACUUGAACUAUUGGUGAUUUUAAAAUCAACUGAUUCUUAUCCGUUAUUUUCGGAAUUAUUGCUGAAGGUUCAUUCUAUUAAUCCAGUGUUAUUCAAUUCAGAAUUAGAUCUCAUAGAUGUAGAUAUUAAGGAAGAGGUGGAAUAUAUCGUUGGUAUUGAUAACUUGAAGCCAUUCUCUCGUGAAAUUCCUAAUUCAGUAUUUGAAUUAACUGAAGUUCCUCAUAAGAAUGGCAACUUGGAUGGAUUUUCUCCUGUAAAGAUGACAACUGACUUUACUAUGUUAUGGCCUAUCAAGAAAGAAAAUGAUGAAUACACUUAUGUGGUAAAGAAAGAGCCAGAAGAAGAAGCAUUAAUUGAGAAAGAAGAAGACAUUGAUUUAAAUACAGAACCUGAGUAUAAGAAUGUUACUGAUAAUGAAGAUAUGGAGCACGAACAAGAGCAAGAAGAUGAAGAUAAAGCAUUGAAAGAAGAUGAGCUUAUGGAAGGUAAUACUAGGAUGGAAGUUACAUUAAUUGAUCCUGAGAAUGUAUUUAUUGAAUCUCCAAAAGGAGGAGGAAGUGAUCAAUUAGCAAACGAUCUUGCCCAAGUCAAACUUGAAGCUAAGGAUUCUAUUCAAAAUUUCAUUGAUAAAGUCGAUCCAUUAAGAAGCUUUUCUAAUAAGAAUAAACCUAUUAGCAUUUAUGAAGAUUUCAAAGGAUCGCCUCAAAAAGUUAGAAAUUAUGACUAUUCAGAAGUUAAUUGGUUUAAUCUACAAUUAUCAAGAUAUGAAAUAGAUGUUGAACCCCGUCUGAAUGUACUUGAGAAUUUUGAAAUAAUUUGUGAAAAUAUUAAAUCCCGAAGAAUUUCAAAACAAGAUAUAACUGACAGUCUAGAAUAUUUCCAAGUUGAAGAUCCAAAAUUCUCCCGUUACUAUAAUGAAACAGGUAAGAAUCUAAUCAUUGAAUCGAUAUUAGUUUAUUUCAAUGAGGUUGAUAUACUAUCAGGAUCUGAUAUUUUCAAAGGAUUGGUUUUAUUACAACAACUCAUAAUUAAUCGCACCAAGAUUGAAUUACCUAAAUUGUGGGAUUUAUUACUUCGUUUAGCAACUGUGGACGAUACUACUGAAACUUUAGGAGAAAUCUUUGAUGAAAUGCUUACUGGAAUCUAUAGCAGUAAUGAAAUCAUAGUAACGAUCCUUAACUCGCUUAAACUUUCCAUUUCAGACAUUGAAUUGACUUUUGCGCUUGAAUCACUUUCAAAAGUCCUUGCUUCUGAUUCAUUAGCUGUAUCAUUCAAUGAGGAAUUAGUUUCAAAUAUUGAUGAAUUAUUAAGAUCAUUGAUUAAUAGUCGUGUGGUUGAUGUUAGAAGAUAUGUUAUUCUUUGUUAUGGAAGAUUAUUAAAAGCAAGUAAGAAUUCUGGUUUAAGUAAUAUUAACAUAACAGAAUCUACAGAUAAUAAGAAUCCCAUGGAUACAAUUUUACUGGGAUUAACCGUGACCCAAAAGAAAUUAGUUGAAUACUAUAGUGAAGCGUAGAUUAUAAUUACGAGAUAUAUAGUUGAAUAUUACAUA